CUGUGCUCUGUAGACAUAACCACAGAGCCAGCUGGAAAGAAGCAAGCAAAGACAUAGCCAGUCACCCAGACUCACAGAGUGGAGGCUUCCUGGGACUGAGAGGGGACAUGCUGGGCCCACACUCACCGCUGCUUGUUGUAGCUGGCCUGCUCUCUCUGGGAACUGCCAUGUCCCAGGAGUGCACCAAGUACAGAGCCAGCAACUGCCAGGACUGUAUCCAGUCGGGGCCUGGCUGCUCGUGGUGCCAGAAACUGAACUUUACCGGGCCAGGGGAGCCUGACUCCCUGCGCUGCGACACACGGGCACAGCUGCUGGCGAAGGGUUGUCCAGCCGAUGACAUAAUGGAUCCCAGGAGCCUUGCUGAAUCCCAGGAUGAUCGACGGGGGGGACAGAAGCAGCUAUCUCCACAAAAAGUGACGCUUUACUUACGACCAGGGCAGGCGGCCGCCUUCAAUGUGACUUUCCAGCGGGCCAAGGGCUACCCCAUUGAUCUGUACUACCUCAUGGACCUCUCCUACUCCAUGCUAGACGACCUCAACAAUGUCAAGAAGCUGGGUGGUGACCUGCUUCGGGCCCUCAACGAGAUCACUGAGUCUGGCCGCAUCGGCUUUGGGUCCUUCGUGGACAAGACAGUGCUGCCCUUUGUCAACACACACCCUGAGAAGCUGAGGAACCCGUGUCCCAACAAGGAGAAGGCCUGCCAGCCCCCGUUUGCCUUCCGGCAUGUGCUCAAGUUAACAGACAACUCCAACCAGUUUCAGACAGAGGUCGGCAAGCAACUGAUUUCCGGAAACCUGGACGCCCCUGAGGGUGGCCUGGAUGCCAUAAUGCAAGUUGCUGCGUGCCCGGAGGAAAUUGGCUGGCGCAAUGUCACGAGGCUACUGGUGUUUGCCACAGAUGAUGGCUUCCACUUUGCUGGUGAUGGAAAGCUUGGUGCCAUCCUGACCCCCAAUGAUGGCCACUGCCACCUGGAAGAUAACUUGUACAAGAGGAGCAAUGAGUUCGACUACCCCUCAGUGGGCCAGCUGGCCCACAAACUUGCUGAGAGCAACAUCCAGCCCAUAUUUGCGGUGACGAAGAAGAUGGUGAAAACCUAUGAGAAACUCACAGAGAUCAUCCCCAAGUCAGCAGUGGGGGAACUGUCUGAUGACUCCAGCAACGUGGUGCAGCUCAUCAAGAACGCCUAUUACAAACUUUCCUCCAGAGUCUUCCUGGACCACAUCAACCUCCCGGACACCCUGAAAGUCACCUAUGACUCCUUCUGCAGUAACGGAGCACCAAGUCUAGGCAAAUCCCGAGGAGACUGUGACGGUGUGCAGAUCAACGUCCCGGUCACCUUCCAGGUAAAAGUCACGGCUUCGGAGUGCAUCCAGAAGCAGUCCUUUGUCAUCAAGGCACUGGGCUUCACCGACACAGUGACCGUAGAGGUCCUUCCCCUGUGCGAGUGCCAGUGCCGGGACCAGAGUCGGGAGCAAAAGCUCUGUGGAGGCAAGGGUACCAUGGAGUGUGGCAUCUGCAGGUGUGAGUCUGGCUACAUUGGGAAAAACUGCGAAUGCCAGACACAGGGCCGGACGAGCCAGGAGCUGGAAGGAAGCUGCAGGAGGGACAACAGCUCCAUCGUGUGCUCAGGGCUGGGGGACUGCAUCUGUGGGCAGUGUGUGUGCCACAACAUUGAGGGCUCCAACAAAAUGAUCUUUGGGCAGUACUGCGAGUGUGACAAUGUCAACUGCGAGCGAUACAAUGCCCAGGUCUGCGGCGGCCCACAAAGGGGCACCUGCUUCUGUGGUAAAUGCAAUUGCCUUGAUGGCUACGAGGGCUCAGCCUGCCAGUGCAAGAGGUCCACGGAGGGCUGCCUGAAUGAGCGGCUGGUGGAGUGCUCUGGCCGUGGCCGGUGCAGCUGCAACGUAUGCGUGUGUGAGGGAAGCUACCAGCCACCGUUGUGUAAGCCCAAUCCCAGCUCCUUGCCCUGCAAAGAGAGCAAUCACAUCAAUUGUGCCGAGUGCCUGAAGUUCGAUAAAGGCCCUUUUGAGAAGAACUGCAGCUUGGCGUGUGCCAAUUUGACGCUGAAGUCCGACCCGGUAGAUGUAACCGUUUGCACGGAGAGGGACUCAGAGGGCUGCUGGAUGAACUACACCAUGCAGCAGAAGGACGGGUGGGACCGUUACGACAUCCACGUGGAGGACAUCCGAGUGUGUGUGAAAGGCCCCAACGUGGCUGCUAUCGUAGGGGGAACUGUGGUAGGUGUCGUAUUGAUCGGUGUCCUCCUCCUGGUCAUCUGGAAGGCCCUGACCCACCUGACUGACCUCAGGGAGUACAGACGCUUUGAGAAGGAGAAGCUCAAGUCCCAGUGGAACAAUGACAACCCCCUCUUCAAGAGUGCUACCACAACGGUCAUGAACCCCAGGUUUGCUGAAAGCUAGGGCACAAGGUACCAGGAUCAGGCAGACGAGACCCUCAGACCACGCCUCCUUCCUUCUGAACCACCAUGUGGCUUACGGCUCACCACAGUGCUGCCAAGGAUCCAAAGGCCCACUCUCUCUUUCUCCCUUGAAGUCAAGGCUGCCAGGUUUUCUAGGGACUCAUCUUCCGACCUGUACAAUCUUGCCACAGAGUCUUAGAGAAGAAUGUCCCAAGUCUUAAGGGGUUCCACACACGUUCUCUUGCAUAAAGGAAGACAGUAGUCUCCGUAAAGGUGGCACCAACUUAUUUAUAUUUAAACUUGACAGGGUAUAUCUCAUUUAUUAUAUUGUUAACAUCUCAUCCAUUAUAUUAUCUAUGCACAUGGAACUAUAUCCCACAUAUUCUAUUGUAAUGUGUAAAAAUAAUAAAGCUUCUAUCCAUGCUGUCCA
Messenger RNA from Psammomys obesus (fat sand rat), 2849 nucleotides. RefSeq names its product integrin subunit beta 2 (gene Itgb2). Lineage: Eukaryota; Metazoa; Chordata; Mammalia; Rodentia; Muridae. The transcript is spliced from 16 exons. Gene Ontology annotation, molecular function: integrin binding; amyloid-beta binding. Gene Ontology annotation, biological process: integrin-mediated signaling pathway; cell migration; cell-matrix adhesion. Gene Ontology annotation, cellular component: integrin complex; focal adhesion; cell surface. The record is from RefSeq and is a predicted model, not a curated record. Bases 108 to 2420 code for a protein of 770 amino acids.